Recurvomyces mirabilis is the source of this 2340-nucleotide messenger RNA. It is a transcript of the gene RTC1, whose product is annotated as SEA (Seh1-associated) complex subunit. Gene Ontology annotation, cellular component: cytosol; vacuolar membrane; GATOR2 complex. The record is from RefSeq and is a predicted model, not a curated record. Bases 1 to 2340 code for a protein of 779 amino acids. The transcript has 3 exons. Gene Ontology annotation, molecular function: protein binding. Gene Ontology annotation, biological process: positive regulation of TORC1 signaling; positive regulation of macroautophagy. Lineage: Eukaryota; Fungi; Ascomycota; Dothideomycetes; Mycosphaerellales; Teratosphaeriaceae.
AUGAGCAGCGAUGAGGGUCGGCGGCGCGCAGUGCCCAUCGCGUCUCCGGCGGCUAUUCCAAAGCCGCCGCCAUUACCAGUUCCGAAACCUCUGCAGCGCGCCAGGGAAGCAGCAUACAGGUUCAUCGGCUAUCCUGCAUCGCGUCCAAGUACGCCAGACGAUGAGCUGAUUAAUGACCGUGCUGCUCGAGCUGGACUUCCGAGCAGAUCUGCGACCCUCAGCGCCACCCAGAAUGCGAGUGCCAUCCAUAAAACUGGCUUAGAAAUCAAUACCAUUGCUAUCAAUGAACCGGGAACGCAUGCCUUGGUUGGUGGGAGGGAGAUCUUCAAAACCAUCAAGGUCGAUCAUGGUACCUGCGCUGAGGACCUUAACCUGCGAAGUGUCAUCCGUAGCACACCAACAUCGGCCUCUGGUAAGCCUCGACAGGUGUACUCCGUUGACAUUGCGGAUGUCGCUUGGGCAAAAGGCGAUUUCAGCUCGUAUGUUGCGGCAGCUACGUCCAGUGGUAAGAUCAUAUUAUACGACGUAGGUCACGCUGCGCUGCAUGCAGUACAACUCCAUGAGCAUGUUCGGCAAGUGCACAAGGUGACCUUCAACCCUCAUCGUGGAAACUUGCUGCUUUCUGGUAGCCAGGAUGGCACUGUUCGAUUGUGGGAUGUCCGUACGAUGCGUAGCGAAGCUAGUAGCUUGCAAUCAAAGCACAAAUACUCUGGGCAAAGCGACGGCGUGCGUGAUGUCAAGUGGUCUCCUACAGACGGCGUGGAUUUCGCCUUCGGUACAGACAGUGGAUGGGUGCAGCGAUGGGACAUACGCAAUUUGAAAGCUGCAAAGCUCAAGAUCGCAGCACAUACCUUGUCUUGCAACGUCAUUGACUGGCACCCUGAUGGCAAACACAUCGCAAGUGCCAGCACGGACAAGACAGUCCGCAUCUGGAAUUUCGAAGCCAGUAAGAAGGGUCGAGCAGAUUGGGAGAUCAAAACACCUUAUCCAGUCAUGAAUGCGCGGUGGCGAUCCUCAUGCGAGUCUUCUAUGCUAUCGGAUGAUGGUGCUCGGCAGUGCAUACAACUCGCUACUGGAUAUGACUCGGAGCACGCAGUAGUCCACGUCUGGGACCUUCGCCGGCCAGCUUUGCCUUUUCGAGAGAUGGUUCCGUAUGUGUCAGCCCCAACAGACCUACUCUGGCACUCCCAGGAUCUCUUAUGGACAGUUGGCCGAGAAGGUACUUUUAUACAAUCAGAUAUUCAGCAUGCUCCGAAGGUCAUCGAUAGGCGGAAUCUUCAAUGCUUUGCUGUGUCACCACUGGGAGAUGUCAAUCCGAUUACUACCAGGCGUACCCAGCGCCGCACUCCUAAGCCCCGUGAUGCAGCAGAAGUUUCGUCAUCGCCAGACGAAUGGACGAAAGAUCACGCGACAUUCGUUAGUCGCAGCUGGGAUGAUGACGGUCUCGAUCACAUCUUCCUGAGCAUACGACCAGUAAAAGCUGCCCAGUAUCCAGCUAAUCUAGUGAGAACGACCUCCGCUACGAGCAAUGAUUUGUCGAACACGCUAGCACUGGACCAAAUACUGCACAAUCGGAAGUCAUUCAGUCCGCCACAGCAAGCAGUCAGAGGUGCUGUACCGUAUCACAUCGAUCGGAAUGUUAUCCGAUUUCUGGCGAUCAAUUGUGUGAAGGAAAUCGACCUGUUCGGUAAAACUUCUGAUGCGUUCUUCGAAAAUGUACAAGCUGCUUUUGAUCGAAAUGUGGAACUAGCCAAGCAGGCAGGCAUGAAGAGAGAUGCAGUGACAUGGCGGCUGGCACGAGAGGCGACGCUCAGCCAUCUCAAAGUUCGACUCGCUGCUCACCAGAGGGGUAAAGAUGUGACCAGUCCAUUCAUAUUUGAAAAGUGGCUGGCAGCUGACAUAGAAGCUGGUCAGCCGUUCGAGCUUGUGCAGAUGCUGAAACAGAUGACCCAGGAGGCCACCAGCCAUGGGAGCAUUCAUCUUAUUGCACCGCUCUUGCUCUUGAUCUCGCCACUUCUGCCGUCGAUUCACCCGCUCCCAGACCACGAACAGAAAGCCACUAUGUCGAUCUACAGCGAAGCACUGGACAAGGCUGGUUUCGAGCCGAAGGAGAUCGGUCGCAUCCUGAACGAGGACAUCAAGCAUACCAUGACGACAGGCUUACAACCACUGCAAAUCGAGACAAUCUUGGCCUUGUACCACGGACAGCUGUUGGAGCAUCGUCUUUUCGCCGAAGCAGCUGAGAUACGUCAGAUGGCUUAUCCGGCUUACCCUAGUGUAUACGACAGCCAUCUAAACGACAAUGCAGUUCAUAAGGUGGGUCGAGCAAGGUGCGAGUAG